Molecule: messenger RNA, 1476 nt
Organism: Eruca vesicaria subsp. sativa (arugula)
Lineage: Eukaryota; Viridiplantae; Streptophyta; Magnoliopsida; Brassicales; Brassicaceae
Source: the annotation of a GenBank genome assembly
AUGGAGAGUCCUCCAAGCUUCUUGCGGAAAACAAUGGUUCGCGUGCUUCUCUUGGGCCUUGUUAUCAUCCUUGUUCGUUUUGCUUACGUGGUCACCAUCACUGGUGAAUCCUGCAAUCGGGGCGACUUCUGCUUCUUCUCUCUCCCUAACAAUCUCAACCUCGUCAUCUCCCCAGCCGAUGAUCUCCAUUGGAUCAAAUCCGUUCAGUUCUACUCCUCCAUCUUCCACGAUCUUAUCUCCGAGGGUUACCUCUCCCCGGAAUCGAAGACGCUGUGUGUAGAAACAACGGCUUUGGGGCAAGAGGUCUUCUCCCUUAGAGAGAUUGGUGUCAAAAAUUCCAUCGGCAUCUCUAAGAAAGCUUACAUGCCGUUGGUUGUUAGAGGCCAAGGACACGCUAUACCUUUCCAGGACAACACUUUCGAUUUCAUCUUCUCCGGUGGUGGCCGCCUUGGGAAGUCGUUGAAGCAGUUGGAGUUUGCCGAGGAGAUCACUCGGACCCUGAAACCCCAGGGCUUUGCGGUGGUUCAUGUUGCUGCCACAGAUACCUACAGUUUCAAUUCAUUCCUUGAUUUGUUUAAUUCUUGCAGUUUGGUUAAGAUGCGUGAUUUAGACGGCGGCGGCUUUGAUUCCUCCUCCAUGCCUCAUAUCAGAGAGUUUGUUAUUCAGAAGGUUGCACACCAGACGAUGAAGAAUUCUGGUGGUGGUGCUGGUGAUGGCAAGUGCUGGAUCCCUGGUUACAAGAGAGACUUGAUUCGGGAUGCUGAGCCUCUCAUUCAAGAGGAGCCUCUUAAGCCAUGGAUCACUCUCAAGAGGAACAUUCAGAAUGUUAAAUAUAUCCCUUCCAUGGUAGACAUACGUUUCAAGAGUAGAUACGUAUACGUUGAUGUUGGUGCUCGAAGUUACGGUUCAAGUAUCGGGAGCUGGUUCAAGAAACUGUACCCCAAGCAGAACCAAACGUUUGAUGUUUUCGCCAUCGAGGCUGACAAGGCCUUUCACCACGAGUAUAAGAUCAAGAAGAAGGUGCAGCUAUUGCCAUUUGCAGCUUGGGUCAGGAAUGAGACUUUGUCCUUUGAGAUCAAUCACGAUCCGGGCAAGGAAGUUGAAGCCAAAGCAAUGGGCAGCAGGGGGAUGGGCAGAAUCCAGCCAGUUUCAAAAUCUUCCUCGAGCUUAGCUGGAGAGGUGAAUCUGAUUCAAGGGUUCGAUUUUGCUGACUGGUUGAACAAGAGUGUGAGAGAGAGGGACUUCGUUGUGAUGAAGAUGGAUGUUGAAGGAACCGAAUUUGAUCUGAUCCCCAGGCUAAUCAAGACCGGAGCCAUUUGUCUAAUUGAUGAGUUGUUCCUUGAAUGCCAUUACAACAGGUGGCAGAGAUGUUGUCCUGGCCAAAGGAGCCUAAAGUACAACAAAACUUAUAACCAAUGCUUACAGCUCUUCACUUCGCUCAGACAAAGUGGUGUGCUUGUCCAUCAAUGGUGGUAA